AUGGAUGCAGUCGAUGGUGUCGCUACCCGUCAGCUCUGCGCCGACAAUGAUUUACAAGGCGCAUUCUUUCUCCCGCUCGCCCUUUUCGACAAGCGCCUCAAUGAUCUGACCACGGCCGACUUUGAGCACGUCUCCCGGCCCAAGCUGCAUGGGCUCGAGGAUCUCCUACGCCACCUUACCGAGGAUGCCUGGCUCAUCGCCACCGCGAGCCUGUUGUCGCUGCACGGCAGCCAAGUUCCUGCAAACUACAGCGCCACCAACAUCCCAGGAGAAGAGCGUGUCGCGCUCGAGGGUCUGGGUGGACGCGGCCUGCUCCAUGGACGAGAUGCUACUGUGGCCAUGGGCGACACAGUCAUGCUGCACUGGGAUGUCGUGCCAGGACUCUUUUUGUCAUUGCGCGCCCAGCACUCUCUUUGUCGCCAGCUCGAUAUCUCCCUGCUCGCUCGCUUCAAGGGCGCCAUGCGGCACCUGUGCAUCCACCUCAUGAACCAGCGCAUCUCAACCCACACCUGCAUGGCCGCCAGCGUCUCGAUGCGGUCGCUCUUCGCCAUGCACCUGGACAUGGAUCCGAACGAGGUGCGUGACGACAACGCUCUCAAAAAUUACGGUUUCGACUCGCUCUCUGCUUCGAGGCUGUCGGCCGCCAUUCGACAGCACUUUGGCGUUGACGUGAGUCAGCUGCAGCUCCUCAGCGAUGCCAACCUCGGCCGUCUCGAGGCACUCGCUGCUACUGCCGGACAUCACCUUCCGUUGCAGAAUCGCGAGAGCCGCGAGCUGGAUGCCGACGACUGCGUCGUCACUCUCAACAAUGUCGCCGAUGGUCAGAAUCUCUUCAUCCUCCACGGCGGAGGCAUUGUUAUUCGGCACUUCGCCACUGGGCUCUUGGGCUGCCAUUUCCCGUCUUUGGCUGCAGACGAGAUUCUCCAGAACUACGCCGACCAGAUCCGUAGGGUGCAGCCGCAGGGCCGUACCGCCUAG
This is a messenger RNA of Acaromyces ingoldii, 978 nucleotides long. RefSeq lists its product as hypothetical. The transcript is spliced from 3 exons. Gene Ontology annotation, molecular function: phosphopantetheine binding. NCBI's taxonomy places the organism in Eukaryota, Fungi, Basidiomycota, Exobasidiomycetes, Exobasidiales, Cryptobasidiaceae. The coding region runs from base 1 to 978 and encodes 325 amino acids. The record is from RefSeq and is a predicted model, not a curated record.